AUGUCGCCCACAAAGAGCAUCGUCGUCACCGGAGGUGCGUCCGGCAUAGGUCUAGGCAUAACGAGACAUUUCAUCUCCCAGUCAGAUACGCACAUCACAAUCCUAGACAUCAACCCAGCAACCGGGAAGCAUACGCUGGAGCAACUUCGUGCCGAGUUUCCGUCGGCAGGAAUAUCGUUUGAAGAGUGUGAUGUUUCGUCUUGGGAGAGCCAGGCUGCUGUAUUCAAGAAGAUUCACAGUGAGAAAGGACGGAUUGAUAUUGUCUUUGCUAAUGCUGGUAUUACCGAGAAAGGGAGUCUGUUGCCGGUGAAGGACGACAGUGAGGAGCCUUCUAAGCCGAAUCUUGCGACCCUGAAUGUGAAUUUUGUGGGUUGCGUAUACACUGUACAACUCGCAAUCCACUAUAUUGCGAAAAACACAACCACCAAAUCAUCCAAGGGCCUUAUUGUCUGCACAGCAUCGAAUGCGGGGCUAUACCCCUUCCCCAUGGCACCGAUGUAUUCAGCCACGAAGCACGGGGUAGUAGGGCUUGUGCGAUCACUUUCACGCACUCUGGCCGUGGAGAGGAUCCGAAUCAAUGCAUUGGCUCCUGCUGUUAUUGAAACGAACAUUGCGCCAAGUUCCGACUUAUUCAAGUCGAUGGUCCUCACGCCCAUGUCAACCGCGACACGGGCUGUUGCGCAGUUAGUUGAGGAUGAGUCGUUGACUGGUCAGAUUGCGGAGUUGCAUGGUGAACAAGUUACCUUCUCUGAGCCGCCGGCCUAUGUGGAUGAGGAUACUGAGUGGGAUGAUGAUACACUACGCACCAGUGCCUUUGCUUGGAGAUAG
Molecule: messenger RNA, 828 nt
Organism: Penicillium argentinense
Lineage: Eukaryota; Fungi; Ascomycota; Eurotiomycetes; Eurotiales; Aspergillaceae
Product: putative short chain dehydrogenase/reductase
Exons: 5
Coding region: 1-828 (275 amino acids)
Cellular component (GO): cytoplasm
Molecular function (GO): oxidoreductase activity, acting on the CH-OH group of donors, NAD or NADP as acceptor
Source: RefSeq, a predicted model, not a curated record